AUGCCCGCUUACUUUUAUCACCUUAGCUUGCAACUCCUCUCUCACAGCCCGUCUGACGCGCCAAACUCUCAGGGUUCCUCUCUCGCGCUACAAUCCGCAUGGGAAGCUCUCCAACCAUUCCAAAAACGGAGCCGGUCUUCAACCUCCAACCGCCUAUCAUCCGCGGGAGAUAAUCAAACCCUAUUAACCUUAGAACACACUUUGGCGCAUCGCCAGAUAUCCACCCUCUCCACCCGCACAACUAUCCCACCCCGCCCUCCCUCCUCCAGCACUUCUUACGACUCCAACAACCCCUCCACUAGCUCCUCAACCAGCACCCAAUCUCUUGAAGACGACAAGCGCUUCGGCGCCGUCUCUAUCGAGUGCAUUGACAUGGUCAGUCCAAAGCAACCGCCCAAACGCACUUCGAAGCGUGGCUCCGUAUCUACCACAGAACCAGAAAACCUCGUCGCAGCAGGCAUCGGCACAGACAUCCUAGGCGGCCUACGUACAAAAGGCCGAUAUAUCCCACUCGAUGACGACCUUGCCGACAGCGUCUGGGGAAUUGUACACCUGUACCGCGAUUUGCAGGAGACGCUCUACCUCGGAAACGAUGACGAGUACCCCGCCUAUCUGAAGGGCUCCUCAGCUGCGGCCCGCCAACCCGGUGAGCAGCAGGCAACGUUGAGGCAGGGUCUGACCGGUACGGCGGGUGGUCAACAUUCUGGGGCGGCGGGUCUUGCAGAAUAUCCUUUUCCUGAGACAAGUUCCUCCGCUACGCAAAGUCCUGACGAGGAUUGUACGACACUAUGUAUUCUAGCUGUGCCGUCUUAUCUGUCACCGCCGGACUUUUUGGGGUUUAUGGGACAGAAGACCAUGGAUGACGUUAGUCAUUUCCGGAUGAUUAGGACUGCGCGUGCGAAUCGAUAUAUGGUCUUGAUGAAGUUCCGGAGUGGACGGAAGGCGAAGGAAUGGCAGAAGGAAUGGAAUGGGCAUGUGUUCAAUAGUAUUGAGCCUGAGACCUGCCAUGUGGUGUUUGUGAAGACGGUCGAAAUCCAAGUCGUGGAUGCCGGAACACCAUCUGCUGAGCACGGCGCUCUCUCUAACAUCCCAACCCCUUCUCGGGCACCUGUAUCAUCUACCGGACAAGCCACUCUCACCGGCAAACCUCUCGCGCCACCUACCCCUGCACUAAUCGAAUUACCAACCUGUCCCGUCUGCCUAGAGCGAAUGGACGAAACUACGGGGCUUCUAACAAUAAACUGCCAACACGUCUUCCACUGCACCUGUCUCCAGAAAUGGAAAGGCAGCGGCUGCCCCGUAUGCCGAUACACACAAGAUGACUACCGCAAAAACAAUGCAUCCCUGAAACCAGACGAAGAACCCCAACAAUGCAGCAUCUGCCACUCAGAAGAAAACCUCUGGGCCUGUCUAAUCUGCGGCACGAUCGGUUGCGGCCGCUACGACAACGCACACGCCUUCUCCCACUGGAAAGAAACAGCCCACGCCUUCUCCAUGGACCUCACCUCCCAGCGCGUAUGGGACUACGUAGGCGACGCAUAUGUCCAUCGCAUCAUCCAAAACAAAACAGACGGCAAGCUUCUCGAGCUACCCGCUGCAGACUACAGCGCCCUGGACCCACCAGACUGGGGCGACGCCGUCCCCCGCGAGAAACUAGAAAACAUGAGUAUCGAAUACACACACCUUCUCACCAGCCAGCUCGAAAGCCAGCGCGCGUACUUCGAAGAAAUCGUCGAGCGCGCCGUCGACAAAGCAUCGCAGGCUAGUGCCGCCGCCGCCGUGGCGGAAGUCAACGCUUCUAACGCUUCAUCGCGUCUGGAAGAAUUACAAGACAAGUAUGAUGUCAUGACGAUUGAGACGCUGCCGUCACUUGAAAACGACCGCGCACGCGCGGAGAAAAGAGCAGAGAAAUUUGAGGCCCUGGCUCGCUCGUUUGAGAAGGGAUUCCAAGAGGAGAAGGCCAUGAAUCGGAACAUGUUGUUAAAAUUGGAGGGUCUUGCUAAGGAGGUUGAUGGGCUUAAGGCUGCAAACGCGGAUCUCGCGGAGCAGAAUCGCGAUUUGACGUUCUUUAUCAGCGGCACGCAGAGGUUGCAGGGCCAGGGUGAGGAAGUUGAGCAAGGGACUGUUUCUGUCCCUGAGCCGUCGGCUGCUUCGAAGAAGAAGAGGAAGGGGAAGGGUAAGAGGUAG
Messenger RNA from Penicillium psychrosexuale, 2187 nucleotides. RefSeq names its product putative RING and UBP finger domain protein. Gene Ontology annotation, biological process: Ras protein signal transduction; protein ubiquitination. Gene Ontology annotation, molecular function: ubiquitin protein ligase activity; zinc ion binding. The coding region runs from base 1 to 2187 and encodes 728 amino acids. The record is from RefSeq and is a predicted model, not a curated record. The transcript has a single exon. Gene Ontology annotation, cellular component: cytoplasm. Lineage: Eukaryota; Fungi; Ascomycota; Eurotiomycetes; Eurotiales; Aspergillaceae.